This is a messenger RNA of Thermothielavioides terrestris NRRL 8126, 459 nucleotides long. RefSeq lists its product as uncharacterized. Gene Ontology annotation, cellular component: nascent polypeptide-associated complex; cytosol. The transcript has 3 exons. Lineage: Eukaryota; Fungi; Ascomycota; Sordariomycetes; Sordariales; Chaetomiaceae. The coding region runs from base 1 to 459 and encodes 152 amino acids. The record is from RefSeq and is a predicted model, not a curated record.
AUGGCGGACGUUCAGGAACGACUCAAGAAGCUGGGCGCUUCUGCUCGUAUCGGUAUUGGCAAGGGCACUCCCCGGAGGAAGGUGAAGCGCGCCCCCGCGCGGUCUUCCGGCGACGACAAGAAGCUGCAGCAGACGCUCAAGAAGCUCAAUGUCCAGCCCAUCCAGGCCAUCGAGGAGGUCAACAUGUUCAAGAGCGACGGCAACGUCAUCCACUUUGCCGCUCCCAAGGUGCACGCCGCUGUCCCGGCCAACACCUUCGCCAUCUACGGCAACGGCGAAGACAAGGAGCUCACUGAGCUUGUUCCCGGCAUCCUGAACCAGCUCGGGCCCGAUUCUCUCGCCUCGCUCCGCAAGCUGGCCGAGAGCUACCAGAACAUGCAGAAGGGCGAGAAGGAGGCUGACGACGACGAGAUUCCCGACCUUGUGGCUGGCGAGAGCUUCGAGAACAAGGUCGAGUAA